Molecule: messenger RNA, 5143 nt
Organism: Petromyzon marinus (sea lamprey)
Lineage: Eukaryota; Metazoa; Chordata; Hyperoartia; Petromyzontiformes; Petromyzontidae
Source: RefSeq, a predicted model, not a curated record
GCGCGUGACUCUGGGGCCCCGUGUGGCCGCGCCGCGCUCUGCUGCUGGGGAGCGCUCUCGCCUGCAGCAACGAAAGCUCCCCGUUUCGCAUGCCAUUACUUUCGGCUUUCGGGUGAGGCUGGGAUUUCCUCUGAGCGCAUCGCGCAGCUCCGCUGCUGGCAGUAGCGCGCGGGCCGUCAUCGUGCCACCAGCUGGUGUCACCUGUAGGUGUUGCUGGCACCCGUCCAGCACCACCGGACUUGCCACCCGCCCCAUGCGCCACCCACACGCGCAUCCAGCAGCCGCCUGCACCACGCGCACUGUCCGUCUCGUACCCAUCCAUCUCUCGACCCAUGAGCUAACGAGCAGGAUGAUAUAAUUAUGAUUAUGUAGGACAUGGAUCAGAAAUUAUACACCGUGACGACGUAAGUUUACAGAGGGGCACACAGAGACAAAACUCCCAAGGUUAUCGAGAGUGUGCUGUUAACAGCACCACACACGGUCGCCUUUGUCCUCCUACUUGUAGUGUUUACACAUCUGCGACCAUGUCAUCCAUGGUAGGGAAUCGAACCCAGCCCCACCAGCACCCCGUGUACGCUGCCCCGUUGAGUCAUGUCAAGUGACGUCAAGAGACCACGCCCCCGCUAGCCGUAGUAUAAAUACUCCUGGCUGUGGCCCCGCUCACUGAGAGACAGCAGCGUGUUCUUGUUGGGUGCCGUACAGACGCGCGCUUGUGAGGUGCUGGUCAGCAGAGGCAGUAGGGACACGAAUCGUGUUUUACUUUUUAGAGCGAACCUCCAGCGCUGCCUGAUAUGGUCGCACAGCGUGUGAUGGAGGUAGUGGUGGUGGCGGCGGUGUUGGUGACCGUCAAAGCUGCAUCUGAGCCCUCGGACGAAGAGAUUGUGAAGAAGUGCGGCUUUUCUCUCCAGGCGAUCCACGAAUGCAAAUACACGAAGUGCCUCGCAGCCUCACAAGUUUGCCAGACGAGGACAGAGCAGGAAAGCACCGAUUCAGAGUGCCAGAUGCGACUCUGUAUGGAAGCCAAGACGGAGUGCGAGGCGCCACUCAACAAGGACCUUUCUGGUGCUGAAGUGUGCGAGGGGGACGGCUUCGACCGCACCGACCUGGACUGCCUCCUUCUGCACAGGAGGUCGAUGGCGGAGCUGACCGAUUGCAAGGCUCAGGGCUACUUGAAGGUCAAGCGCGAGUGUUUCAACAGGGUGUGGUCGAACAUCGUCCGCACUCAGGCUGAAGCCCUGCUGAAGCGGCCGCACGUCUCCGACGACCUUGUGGAAUGCGCGCUCAGCAGCUGCUUCAACAACACGGAAUGCUUCCACAACUACCACCACGAGCUCGCUCAGAACCCCGCGUCUCACCAGGUGUUCAACCUCACGCUGUGCGCAUUCGUCUCCACCGACUACCCACUUGAGUGCGACCACCGCAACUGUACCCUGGACAUCGCCGCCUGCAAGCACCUGGACACGGCGAGCAUGCCGGCUGGAGCUGUGGUUGCAGUGGUGCUGGUCGUUCUGGUGGUUCCGGUGGUACUGGUUCUGGUCAUCCUCUACUUGCGAAGACGGAGGCGGGGAGCGAGCCAGGGGGGUACAGCAGCACCAGAUCGGCCUAGGUGCAGGGCUGUGGGGAGAGAAACUCGAGGUCAAGGAGCUGCUGCUCUUCCUUCUCUCCUACGGAUUCUACCCUGAGAGCAGCUCGGGACAUUCGGUGCUUCCCCUGCACUUCCAGUGACAACGUCACCGAGAAAGCUUCAGGAGCAACCUCACCGAGCAUCGCACCUCCAGGAGCAACCUCACUGAGCUCCACACCUUCAGAAGCAACCUCACUGAGCCCCACACCUUCAGAAGCAACCUCACCGAGCUCCACACCUUCAGAAGCAACCUCACCGAGCUCCACACCUUCAGAAGCAACCUCACCGAGCACUGCACCUUCAGAAGCAACCUCACCGAGCUCCACACCUUCAGAAGCAACCUCACUGAGCUCCACACCUUCAGAAGCAACCUCACUGAGCCCCACACCUUCAGAAGCUACCUCACUGAGCUCCACACCUUCAGAAGCAACCUCACCGAGCUCCACACCUUCAGAAGCAACCUCACUGAGCUCCACACCUUCAGAAGCAACCUCACUGAGCUCCACACCUUCAGGAGCAACCUCACUGAGCCAACACCUUCAGAACCAACCUCACCGAGCGCAGCACCUUCAGAAGCAACCUCACCGAGCUCCACACCUCCAGGAGGAGGCUGGAGCUGGGAUAAGAUCCCGUGGUGGUGAUGUCUCUCUGAGUCACCAUCCCAGCCACUCGCCUCGGCUGGCAGCUCGCUGUGCCUCCUCCCACUGCGGUUGAAUGUUGGUGUUGUUUUAAUUUAACUUAUUUUCAAAGUUUUGUUAUCAUUCAGUCUUUAGUUUUAGGCUCGAGUUUAACUAUUUUAGUUGUUAACUUUAGGUUAAAGCACCGGCGUAUGUUGUAUUUAUUGUCUUAAAAUUUUACAUUUUCAUAUUAUUCAGUAAGCGUUCCUCAAAUUUUCUAAUUUUUAUUUAAUAAGAAGUCUGAGUUAGAGUGUUGUCAUCCUCACAUGACAGCACUCAUUACUGUUGGUAUUACUGAGCCAUUGUUGUAAAUUCCACAGUAACAGGUCAGGGAGCACUUUCUCAAUAUCACAAACGCGACUGACUUCCUACAAACCAAUUUUACAAACCCCAAUGGGAAUAUAGAUUCGUUCAGUUCCUGCCCGAUCAGGAUUUCAACUUGCGACCUGUCAUGGUGAGUUGAGCUCUCAAACCAUGAUGCCAUCGGAGGCCUCCAUGUCUGACAUCGGAACCAUCAUCACCACCGGUCCCUUAACCGUGGCACUGUGGGGGCUGCAGUGAUGCUUUGGCGUUCAACUCUCUCCACCUCUCGCGAUCAACGUCUGCAACUGAUCUCCUAAUGGUCAUGUCACCUCCACGCGAAGUUAUUCACCCGAACAAUGGGCGGUGCGUGGCAGUCGUUGGAAGCACCGCAUCUCUGAAAUGAUUCCAAGACUCACAGCUAUAGAAUGUAAAUUACUACCGUUCAUGCAAUGGACAACAGUAAUAUCUAAAUCAUUAUAUGAACAGCAUUAUGUUUCAAAUACUAUUACAAGCAAACUGAGGCCGUUGCGGUAACGUGAGCCGGCACAGGAAGCAGCAGGAUCUGAUCGUAAAAUGAUAUCUCAAUUCACCACACGUGGCAUCUCGUGGCACAAGGCUCAUUGUCUCAGACCAUUGCAGUUCUGAUUAAAUACGUCUCGUUGUCCUGCGAUUAACGCGGUUGACCACGUACGGUGCAAAAGAAGUUAAACAUACGUACGUAGAGAAUGCAGCAUUAAUUGUCAUGAAUUUGGAGUUGACUUGAAUAUCACUGCCACCUAGCGAUCCAACAUCCCCUCUCAGUUGCCAACCAUCGUUCCCUGUGUCCUCUCAUCUCGCCCCGGCCUCUCUACUCCUCCCCUCUCUCUCACGAGCAGCCGUUUCCCUCCACAAGCACAAAUCGUGAAGAUGGUGCGAGUUCGACAGCGACAUCCCACGUGUCACCACAGCUGUUACACAUUACCCGGCACGUGUCACUUUGAGGACUUUCAUAUUGGUCAGCCAAUGUCAGAUUAUUAGUUUGUAAAACUUAAGAAAAGUGUGUUUUGAAAUGGAUAUAUGAAGUUACAUGUUUUCUCGGUGGGGGUGUUAAUCCACAGAAUAGCACGCGCCGUUCAUUGCGUAUUAGCAGAUGCGUUCAUGACGUCUGACCAUAAAUCAUAAAACCGUGAACACUCAGACUGUGGGCUUGCAGAGUCGGUGUUGGGUGCUGCAGUGCAUUCUGUGUAGGGUACCCUGUUUUUUCUCCAUUAAGGCAAAAUGUGCCUAUUUAUAAUUUAUGUUAUUUAUAUUGUUUUUAAUGUAUAUACAGUACAACCUUGCAUAUCUGACCGUCAUCUAUCCACUUUGCCCAAUUAACCACCACACCCAGCGCUGUGCUUGUGCACGGUGUAGCGGUCAUCUUCGAUUGAUGCUCACAUAUUUGACCUUUACACAAAUCUGACCUUUAUCCACCUGUAGUUCAGUCUGUAACAAGUCAGAUAUGUGACGCACUAACAGAAAAGACAUCAGUGCGACCACCACAGCUAGGGUGCGCACUGGCAGCGUGACCCCAAUCUGGGGGAUUUUUCAGUGCAGAGCUUGAGGAGAUCAAAUCGGUUUAGUGAAACCAAUUUGAUCAAGUCACCUAAAGCCCACAUUACAGCCACUCAUUUAUGAACAUGUUCUAAAUUAUAACCCACCUCAAAUAAGUUAGAUUUUUUUGUAAAUGUGUAAGUCCAUACGGUUGUGUUAGAUUAACAUUGUCACCUAGCAUUAGCUGUACUUUAGUUAUAAUACGCGUUUAAGUAGAGAUAAUAAACCUUGCUUAAUACGAAAUGUUAUCUAUGCAAGUCUGCGCAGGGUACGCGUCGCUGUACAUGGUAGGAAUGUCACGAUUCAUCGAUCAACAUCGAUUCUCGAAAAUAAUAAUAUCCAGCUCACAAUAUUUUUGUACAUAUUAAAUAAAAAUGAGCAAAUGAUACAAGCUGUGUAUUUGGUCAUGCAUGUGCUGAAGGAAGUCUCCACUACAGGGAUCUCCAGGGAGCCCCCUAGAGGGCGCCAGGCCUCCUGCUCCACGCAUUCUCGCGGCACCAGGAGCCGUUCUCACGCUUGCCGCGUGCUUCACACUCGGCACUUCGAAUCUCACGGACGCGGCGAUUCCCUCUCCUCCUCAUUGCCGCUUUUCUCACGUUGCCACGAGUUGAUGUCAGGAACCUCACAGUGGCCUCGAUCGCGCAUUUCAACUUGAGGAGUCUGCCACAGGUGACAUCGUGUGUUGUGGGGCUGCCCGGCACCAACAAGCUGACAAACCAUGUGUACAUCAAUAGAGCUUCCACUCUGUUUGGGGCUGUAUAAUUGUAUCAAAACACCUUGGAGGUGGGGCUUUAACAUAUUUUGUGAAUGUAUUUUGUAGACAUUUUUUUACCAAAACCUUUCACUCUGGCAAAGUUGGUAAAAGGUGCGUUCACGUUUUGUAGGGAUUGCUUCAGGGUUUUUUUUUUUUAAAACAAAUGUCUCUUUGGACAGAGAGACAUCCCCUUGUCUCUUGCCUUAAAUAUUG